GAAGAGAGGGCUGAUGAGAGCAAACUGACUGACAGAGGGGGAAGGGGAGGCUCACUGAGCGAUAUAUUGGGUGUAGCAGAGAAAUAAAAGCAAAUGUGUGCCAGUCAGCUGGAGACGGAGUGAGCAGAGAGAAAUACAGAGAGAGGGAGGAAGAGGGAAACAGGAAAACGGGGCAGGCUGGUAUUAUAAGCGCUGUCGAGGUAGAAGGAGGGGAGCUGUGCACGCUGAGGCUGUGAGGAGCCUCAAGCAGGUUGUUCUCUGUGAUUCUGUCUCGGCCUCAUGUGAGGAACAAAACAAAACAGAAGAGGGAAUUAUUUGAGAGAACUGUUUCCUCUCUCCCCCUCCAACCUCUCCGCAGCCUCCUGCCGCCUCUGAAUGAUUGAAGCCAUGCCCAUCGUAUCUGCAAGCACAGGGCUGCAUGAGAUCCUGGCUCUGCUCACGUCUCAGCUUCACCCUGAUGCCAACCACAAAGAAGACCUGGUCUUCCUCAAAGAUGUCUUCAGCGAGAAAAGCAUUGGAUACCUCAUGAAGAUCCAUGAAAAACUGAAGCAGUAUGAGAAACACAGCCCCACUCCAGUCCUGCACAGUGCCUCCUGUUUGGCAGAGGAUCUAGCAGAAGAGCUUCAGAAUGGGCCACUGGAGGAUGAUGAGCAAGAACUGCUGCUCCUCUUGAGCACUCCUCAUCUCAAGGCAGUGCUAUCGGCUCAUGACACAGUGGCUCAAAAGAAAUUUGACCCUGUGCUGCCACCGCUCCCAGACGAUCUGGACGAUGACCUGGAGGAAGAGUCUGUGAAGAUCGUUCGGCUGGUGAAGAACAAGGAGCCACUGGGAGCGACUAUUCGGAGAGAUGAAGCAACAGGAGCUGUAAUUGUGGCCCGAAUCAUGAGGGGAGGCGCAGCUGACCGGAGUGGUCUGGUGCAUGUAGGGGAUGAGCUUCGAGAGGUCAACGGAAACCUGAUAACCCACAAAAGGCCAGAUGAAAUUAGUCAGAUACUGUCCCAAUCACAAGGCUCCAUCACACUGAAAAUCAUCCCAGCUGUUGCAGAUGACGAUAAAAUGAAAGAAAGCAAGGUCUACAUCCGGGCUUUAUUUGAUUACACACCUUUUGAGGACAAAGCAACCCCGUGCCAGGAGGCAGGACUUCCCUUUAAACGGGGUGACGUUCUUCAGGUUGUUAGCCAGGAGGACCCCACCUGGUGGCAGGCCAAGAGGGUGGGCGACUGUAACCUGCGCGCUGCCCUCAUCCCUUCGGUGCAGUUUCAGGAGAGGCGACUGAGAUACAGGAUGAAAAUGGGUUCCGUGUCUGCUCCCAUUUCCCCAAAAGCUCCCACAUAUGAACGGGCCGAUAGAGAAGACUGUGACAAUAAGAGUGCUGUGAAUGGAAAGGACAUAGUUUCUCCCAAGAGUAAGGCAGCCCCUGCCUUCUGUGGCCAUGCUUUCUCAUGGGAUUUUUACUCAGCUAGCCUACGCAGAAGCUUCCGCCACAGGAAAGAUCGCCAGGGUUCUCCUGGUGAAGCGCACACUCCUGACGCCAAUCACACAGAGUUCCUGAUUUACGAGGAAGUCGCACAAUAUUUUCCACGUCCUGGAGAGAGACCUCGCCUUAUAACACUCAUAGGUUCACUUGGAACACGGAUCGCUGAGCUCAAACAGAAGGUGAUUGCUGAGAAUCUGCGGCGGUACGGUUUGGCUGUGCCUCACACCACUCGAGCCAGGAAGAGUCAUGAGAGAGAAGGAGUGGAGUACCACUUCAUCAGUAAAGCUGCUUUUGAGGCAGACAUCCAGAAUGGCAAGUUUAUUGAGUACGGCGAGUAUAAAGAGAAUCUCUAUGGCACCAGUUUGGACUCCAUUCACAGAGUUUUGGAUCAGAACAAGGUCUGUCUGGUGGAUGUGCAGCCAGAGGCAUUGAAGACUCUCCGCACCGCUGAGUUCAAACCAUAUGUCAUCUUUGUAAGGCUUCGCAUCGGUGAUGGUCAGAGAAAGCAGUUUGGCUCCUCUUCCUCACUCAGCGUAGGGGUCACGGACGAUGACUUGCAGGAAAUGAAGCAGUCGGCAGAGCAAAUGGACGAAUGCUACGGCCACUGGGUCGACUACGUGUUGGUAAAGGAAGAUCCAGCUAGUGCCUUAGCAGAGCUCCAGGUUGUAUUGGAAAAAGUACAGAUGGAGCCACAGUGGGUGCCUGCGUCCUGGGUGAGGCGCUAGCCAGCUGACCUUCCAAAUAGAAGAAGAGGACAGAACUAUGGCGUGCCUCUGAAGGUGCUGAGCAUUUGGACUGAUCCAGUGUUUUACUGCCGUGUAACCAUUCCACAAAUGAGUAUGUGAGUCACUGUAAAAGAACAUUCAACAGGCCUGUUGCAGAGUGGUCAGCAUAGAAUGACCACAGUAGUCAGAUAGUGCUGGUGUACAUACCGUAUAUCCUGAUAGUGCAGUGGCUUUAUAUGAGAAAGGUAUGUAGUACAAGCAUGCAGGACAAAGUUCCUACAGCAACUUGUUGUCAAAAACAUCUGCACUCAGUGUGGUCAGCUAUGUAAGCCCCCUAUUAUAACAGCAGCUAUAAUGUGAAGUGCCAUAUUGAAUAUGUUAACUGUAAAGCAGAAGAAAUCUGAAGACCAUAUGACUGAUUUUGCUUUGACAAUAGUUUGAGUUUAGUGAAGUGGGUUGAAUUUGUCUACAUUUGCUUGAGAAAUAAAACAAGACCAACUCUGUUUAUUGGGGAAACUAUUUUACUGAUGGAUCACACUCAUGAAACAAUUAUAAACCAUAAACAAAAGGGAAAUAUACAUAUGUGGUUGCAUUGUGUGCAAGAAUACACAAGGCCUUUUACUUCCAAAGCUUCUUGAUGGACAUGUUCUUCUCACUGUCUUUCUGCAUGACCUGAUAAAGUUAAACUGGGUUAGUAUAGUGCAAGACGUGAACACUGCAUUCAAAAAUUAGCUUUAGGUUAUACUGACCUUUGCCACCGCCAUCUCAAAGUCCUCCUGAGUGACGUGCACUCUCCGUUCUCUCAGAGCAUACAUCCCUGCCUCUGUGCAG
Molecule: messenger RNA, 3033 nt
Organism: Neolamprologus brichardi
Lineage: Eukaryota; Metazoa; Chordata; Actinopteri; Cichliformes; Cichlidae
Product: MAGUK p55 subfamily member 3-like
Molecular function (GO): protein binding
Source: RefSeq, a predicted model, not a curated record